Molecule: messenger RNA, 1068 nt
Organism: Chenopodium quinoa (quinoa)
Lineage: Eukaryota; Viridiplantae; Streptophyta; Magnoliopsida; Caryophyllales; Amaranthaceae
Product: protein E6-like
Exons: 1
Coding region: 1-1068 (355 amino acids)
Source: RefSeq, a predicted model, not a curated record
AUGGCAUCCAAUGUAAGAUGCUUUUUCUUGCUCUUAGCCUUAGCCUUAGCCUUUUGUCUCGAAACUCAUGCUAGAGAUAGCAAGUUCUUUAGCAAAGUAAGCAAAGAAAACAAAGAAUCAAUUAGUAUUGCUCCUAUACAGUCACCAACACAAACUCCUUCUCCGUCGCCCGAACCUGAUGUUGUCGAACAUGGGUACGGGCUUUACGGUCAGGAGACGACUUAUCAAUACCCUCCAACCACCACAAACCCAACAAAAAGUGAUAAUUUUGGUCAAGAGAAGUUUGUUUCUAGUGAAGAGUUGAGCAAGAACAACUUUAAGGAAUUUGGAAUGGGUUAUUCCAAUGACAACUUUAAUGAGAAUGGGAAUGAGAAGAAAGGAAUGAGAGAUACUAGAUUUUUGGAAAAUGGGAGGUAUUAUUAUGAUGUUAAUCAAGAUGUUAAGGAAGAAAGUAGCUUAUUGAAUGAGAAUAAGAAUGAGUAUGUGACUGAAAGGCAAGGAAUGAGUGAUACUAGAUUUUUGGAGAAUGGGAAGUAUUUUCAUGAUAUUAGUCAAGAGGGUAGAAAUGCUCAUUUCAUCACUAACAACUAUGAAAGUGAGAAUGAGAAUGAGAAUGAGAACGAGAACGAGAACCAACACGAAGAGUUUGAGGAAAAAUAUGGCCAUUUCAACAAUAACAACUUCGAGAAUGUAAAUCACAAUGAAAACGAGAAAUUUAAUGCGGAGAAGCAAGGGAUGAGCGAUACAAGGUUUUUGGAGAAUGGGAAGUACUUCUAUGAUGCCAAGAAUGAUCAUGGAGUUGGAGAUGAUGUAGGUUUCCACAACAAUAAUAAUGUUGAGUUUGCCAAUACUUUCUCUAGGAAUGGGAAUGAGUAUGAGAAUGGUAACUAUGAGUAUGAAACACAAGGAAGAGAGGGUAAUAAUUAUUAUCAUGGUAAUGAGUAUAAUGUGAAAGAAGGAAUACGGGGUUAUAAACCCAAGAAGUUUCCUAAUGAGUAUGAUACUAUGGAAGAAUAUGAUAGGGAACAAGGGUACAUUAAUGGUCAUGAAGGUGAAUAUGUACCAUGA